Molecule: messenger RNA, 5401 nt
Organism: Brienomyrus brachyistius
Lineage: Eukaryota; Metazoa; Chordata; Actinopteri; Osteoglossiformes; Mormyridae
Product: macrophage mannose receptor 1-like
Exons: 21
Coding region: 649-5229 (1526 amino acids)
Source: RefSeq, a predicted model, not a curated record
CUAUCUAUCUAUCUAUCUAUCUAUCUAUCUAUCUAUCUAUCUAUCUGUCAUUAUUUUAACUACACACAUUACAAAGUGUUAUAGAGUCAUUUUAAAGGAAGACAAAGAAGGAAAUUUAAAUAAGCACAUAUACAAUUUAAAUAAGAAACAAAACAUAAUAAAAAACCACCAGAACUUUAACCACCCUUGUUUUCCGCAGAGGACUGAGGAAUCACACCUGUGAUCGCUGUAGAUUUAAAGAAUAAUGCAAAAUAUGUUACUUUUCAGACAUUUCUGUUAGGAUCUAUGGAACUUCCAUUCUGAAGGGAGUUUGGAGUGCUUUCUUACUGUAAAGCACGGGUGGCCAGUGUUAUUCAGAAAGGUUCUUAUGUAUGUAGGUUUUCCCUGCUCCUCCCUAAUUAGAUAAUAAUUAGAGGACUGAUUGGCUAUAGAGUCCUCACACUUGGUUUUGAACAGCUGACCUAAAGGUUUCCCAAAAACCUGCAGACACACUGGUCCUUUGGAGAAUAGAUUGGCCUCUUCUGCUGUAAAUGUUAUUUAAAUUAUCAUAAAAUGGGAUUUUAAAGGGAGUCACUACACAAAUAGGUUUGCAUAAUGUGUCUGUGUGCAUGUGCUCAUAUGCACAUGAAAUCAUCAGUAUUAUAAUCCAUGUUUUCUGCAGCCCGUUGGAUCAGCAUGAUGGGUUGUAACGUGUUUCUUCUGCUGAAACUUCUACUGAUUUCAGAGUUUCACAGCCACUGUUCAUGCCUUUCACAUCAGUACCAUUUUGUAAACAUAAACCUGACCUGGACUGACGCCCAGGCUUACUGCAGACAGAACUACACUGACUUGGCUACCAUUGACAAUAUGGAGGAAAUGAAAAGACUAACUGAGUCUGUAGGUUCUAAUUAUACUGGGGAGGCUUGGAUAGGACUGAAGAAUGGAACAUCAUGGAGAUGGCAGUGGCCCUCAGGAGAAGGAGACACAGUGUACACCAACUGGUAUAAGCUUGCACAGUAUAUGCAGAAUAACGGCAAUAACUGUGUUGGGAUGAAAGACAACGGUUUUUGGAAUAAUAUUAAUUGUUCAUAUUCGAGUGUUACGGGGUAUUUCCUCUGUUAUACUGCUCCCUCCUCUAAAAACGGAAUAAAUGCUACCUGGAACUUCACCUUCAUUAACCAACAUAUGAAUUGGUCUGAUGCUCAGAGCUACUGCAGAAAGAAUUACACAGACCUGGCCACUGUGAGGAAUCAAGAAGAUAAUGAGUUCAUAAAUAAAAUGUUUCCGAAAGGCACUUUUGUGUGGAUUGGCCUGUUCCGGGACACAUGGGGAUGGUCAGACCUGUCAAACUCCUCAUUCCGUAACUGGAAAAAUGGCCAAAAUUAUUAUGUCAAUAACGCAUGUGCUUUAGCUCAGGUCAGUUUGAAUGGGAGAUGGACUAUAACAUCAUGUAAUGACAAGCAUCCAUUCAUAUGCUAUGAUGAUAACCUGAUCUUGGUAAAUAGCAACGUGACCUGGAAUGAAGCCCUGAAUUACUGCAGAACGCACCAUUCGGACCUGGUGUCUGUCCACAAUGAGGAGAUCCAGUACUGGGUCAGCAGGUUGGCUGAGGAUGCCUCCACUGAUCAUGUCUGGCUGGGGCUGCGCUUCUCUUGCUCACUGAACUUCUGGUUCUGGGUCAGUGCAGAAAAUGUCUGCUACCAGAACUGGGCACCAAACAACAUAUCCAACAGUAACUUGUGUGGGACCACAGGGGCAGUACAAUCUAAAGACCCACAUUACUGGGUCAGCCUGCCUGAGACUAAGAAACUCAACUUCAUCUGCUCCAAAUGUCAGGUUGAUCCGCGAAUGCAGUACGUGCAGGAAUUGUUAAAAUAUUUAAACAUGGAACUUAUCAUCAGCCCAGUCAUCCUCUCAUACGAUGCUGUAAGCAGGAUGGGAAGGGAAGCACGGGAAUCCAGGAAUACGGCCCGUUGGAUCAGCAUGAUGGGUUGUAAUGUGUUUCUUCUGCUGAAACUUCUACUGAUUUCAGAGUUUCACAGCCACUGUUCAUGCCUUUCACAUCAGUACCAUUUUGUAAACAUAAACCUGACCUGGACUGACGCCCAGGCUUACUGCAGACAGAACUACACUGACUUGGCUACCAUUGAUAAUAUGGAGGAAAUGAAAAUACUAACUGAGUCUAUGGCAGCUUCCACCUAUGAAGAUGGAAUAAAUGCUACAUGGAACUUCACCUUGAUUGACCAAUAUAUGAAUUGGUCCAAUGCUCAGAGCUACUGCAGACAGAGUUACACAGACCUGGCCACUGUGAGGAAUAAAGGAGAUAAUAACUUGCUACAUAAAAUGGUUACAAGUGGCACUUGGGCAUGGAUUGGCCUGUUCCAGGACACAUGGGGAUGGUCAGACCUCUCAAACUCCUCAUUCCGUAACUGGAAAAUUGGUCAAAAUGAUAAUGUGGAGUUUCACAGUCACUGUUCAUGCCUUUCACAUCAGUACCAUUUUGUAAACAUAAACCUGACCUGGACUGACGCCCAGGCUUACUGCAGACAGAACUACACUGACUUGGCUACCAUUGACAAUAUGGAGGAAAUGAAAAGACUAACUGGGUCUGUACGCUCUGAUUAUACUGGGGAGGCUUGGAUAGGACUGAAGAAUGGAUCAUUAUGGAGAUGGCAGUGGUCCUCAGCAGAAGGAGAGACUGGGUACGUCAACUGGAAUAUCGGUGAACCAAACAACCAGUAUAAUAAUGAGCACUCUCCCACCAUCAAACACGGAAUAAAAGCUACCUGGAACUUCACCUUGAUUAACCAACAUAUGAAUUGGUCUGAUGCUCAGAGCUACUGCAGGCAGAGUUACACAGACCUGGCCACUGUGAGGAAUCAAGAAGAUAAUAACUUGAUACAUACAAUGGUUACAAGUCUCAUACGGGCAUGGAUUGGACUGUUCCAGGACACAUGGGGAUGGUCAGACCUGUCAAACUCCUCAUUCCGUAACUGGAAAAUUGGCCAAAAUGAUUAUGUGAAUAACGUAUGUGCUUUAGCUCAGGUCACCUGGCCUGGGACGUGGGAUGUGACACCAUGUGAUGAAAAGCAUCCAUUCAUAUGCUAUGAUGAUAACCUGAUCUUGGUAAAUAGUAACAUGACCCGGAAUGAAGCCCUGAAUUACUGCAGAACGUACCAUUCGGACCUGGUGUCUGUCCACAAUGAGGAGAUCCAGUACUGGGUCAGUAGGAGAGCUGAGAAGGCCUCCACUGAUCAUGUCUGGCUGGGGCUGCGCUUCUCCUGCUCCCUGAAGUUCUGGGUCUGGGUCAGUACAGAAAAUGUCGGCUACCAGAACUGGGCCCCAAACAACACUGACUUCUGUGGAAACACAGCAGCAGUACAAUCUAAAAACCCACAUUACUGGGUCAGCCUGCCUAUGACUGAGAAGCUCAACUUCAUCUGCUCCAAAUGUCCAAGAAAGAGAACAGUGGUGAGACUGACUGUCAGUACUGAUGAAGACAUAAAGGAUCCUGCAUUCAGCAGCCUUCUGUUAACACAGUUGUUUAAAGCUGACCCUCUAGCUAGGAUGUCGGACAUCUCCGGGUCCACGGUUCUCGAAGCUGAUUCUCCGAUCAGCUGUGAACCACCCAGUCUCACUAAGCUUGCACUGGUGGUGAAUCAGCUUGGGGUAGGGAAGGCCGCAGGGACCUGUGGUAUCCAGGGUGAACUUCUCCAGGCUCUGAUCGGGGGCCUCAAGAGACUGAGGGAGGAGUCUGAGUGUCAGGGAUUGCAGAUGUCCUGGAUAAAGACUAAGAUCCAGGCCUUUAAUGACUUCUUAGGCACAGCCAUCAGUAAUGUAAUGCAGAACAGAAAUGCAAAACAAAUAUGGAAACACGUCUGCAUUCUGCUUUACAUGGAUCAUUCUGUGUACACCCAGAGACAUUCCAAAACAUUCUUAUUCGACACAGUAAAUAUUUUUACUAACAGAGGCACAAAGAGUCAUUUCAACAGAGAGAGAGAAACACACCCUUCCAACUCACAGAGACCAGCCCGUUGGAUCAGCAUGAUGGGUUGUAACGUGUUUCUUCUGCUGAAACUUCUACUGAUUUCAGAGUUUCACAGUCACUGUUCAUGCCUUUCACAUCAGUACCAUUUUGUAAACAUAAACCUGACCUGGACUGACGCCCAGGCUUACUGCAGACAGAACUACACUGACUUGGCUACCAUUGACAAUAUGGAGGAAAUGAAAAGACUAACUGAGUCUGUUGGCUCUGGUUAUACUGGAAAGGCUUGGAUAGGACUGAAGAAUGGAACAUCGUGGAGAUGGCAAUGGUCCUCAGGAGAAGGAGAGACUGGGUUCACCAACUGGAAUGAACAUGAACCAAACAACUGUAAUAAUAAUGAACACUGUACUGGGAUGUGGGACAACGGUAAAUGGAAUGAUGUUCCCUGUUCAUCACAGACUCAGACAGGGAAUUUCAUCUGUUAUACUGCUCCCACCAUCAAACACGGAAUAAAUGCUACCUGGAACUUCACCUUCAUUAACCAAGAUAUGAAUUGGUCUAAAGCUCAGAACUACUGCAGACGCAGUUACACAGACAUGGCCACUGUGAGAAAUAAAGAAGAUAAUGACUUGAUACAUAAGAUGGUUACAAGUGGCACUUUUGUGUGGAUUGGCCUGUUCCAGGACACAUGGGGAUGGUCAGACCUGUCAAACUCCUCAUUCCGUAACUGGAAAAAUGGCCAAAAUGAUUAUGUGAAUAAUGCAUGUGCUUUAGCUCAGGUCAGUUUAAAUGGGACAUGGGAUGUGACACCAUGUGCUGACAAGCAUCCAUUCAUAUGCUAUGAUGAUAACCUGAUCUUGGUAAAUAGCAACGUGACCUGGAAUGAAGCCCUGAAUUACUGCAGAACGUACCAUUGGGACCUGGUGUCUGUCCACAAUGAGGAGAUCCAGUACUGGGUCAGUAGGAGAGCUGAGAAGGCCUCCACUGAUCAUGUCUGGCUGGGGCUGCGCUUCUCCUGCUACCUGAACUUCUGGUUCUGGGUCAGUGCAGAAAAUGUCUGCUACCAGAACUGGGCCCCAAACAACAUAUCCAACAGUAACUUGUGUGGAACCACAGGGGCAGUACAAUCUAAAGACCCACAUUACUGGGUCAGCCUGCCUGAGACUAAGAAACUCAACUUCAUCUGCUCCAAAUGUCAGGUUGAUCCACGAAUGCAGUACGUGCAGAAAUUGUUAAAAUGUUUAAACGUGGAACUGCAUAGAUGAAGUAUUUACUUCCUGUGUUUCUGCUGUAGGGGUUGAAACCCCAGCUCUUGAUCUUCAGCACUGCAGAUUCAGAAUCAUAUAUGAUUAGAAGAGUGAUUGUGUACAGGGAGUCAAAUAUCUGUCAUUUCUUGUCAUUGUUGCAAUAAGAGUAGAAAUAAAUAAUCUAUAAAUA